AUAUGUUAAUUAAUUCAAUGAAUGAGAACUUUCUUAGAACCUUCACAACACGUUAUCUUAAUUUGUUUGCUAAUUUCCUCGUCUUCUCAGACCAAUUUUUCAUUUUAUUUUGAAACUUUCAAAUUUGCAAUCUUUUUCUUCAAAUGUCAUAAAAUAAAUUCUGGGUUUUGUUAAAGAUUUAAUCUUUGGUGGUUUUGGAAUAAUUCUUGAUCUGGGUUUGCUCAAAAGUUCUUGACCCAGUUCAUCAGGAUUGUUGAACUGCCAAUUUGGAAUUUUCAAUUUUGAUUUGGUCUGUUGGUUUAUCUUCAUUUAUAUGGAUUUGGAUUGAACAAAAGGGGAUCAUUGUGUAGAAAUUCUUGAGCUUGAAUUGUAUUGUAUGCAAAGUUAGGUAGAUUAAACUAGGCUGCAAAAACUAUGGAUCUUGCUAGAGUAAGCUCGACGGGAGAUGGCGAUUCGGAUAUCGAUAGAGAAGCCACCGGGGACACUCCGCUUAUGAGUAGACCAUUGUAUAGAUCCCAAUUUUCAGGUAGGGUGAGGCAAAGAGCUUAUAUAUUUGAUGGUGAUGGGAAUUAUUACAAUAAAGAAUGGGACCUUACAGAAGGUCACGGAAACGAAUUCUGUUGGUAUCAUGUCGAGCUUCCGAAGAGUAAUGAGAAGCUUUCGUUAUCUGCACAAUGUCUCAUUGAUGUUCUUUGUCCUCCAUUGAAACUUCAAGAUAUUCUAACACUAGUCAGCAAUGGACCUUAUUGUGGUUUCGUCGAUGGGGCACUUGUGUUUAGAGUUAACUCUCCGGGUCCUCCUUCUAGUGAUUAUACAUUUAGGUUAGCUGCUAGAGUUACUGAGAAUUCGAUAAUUACUGUGUCCUUGGGGCGUGUUCCGAGAUUGGGGUUUUCGCCAAUUGGUCAAUCUCUACUCUCGGAAAUUCCUAGUGUAGAGACUCCGUCGUACAAUGGAGGGGAGCAAAAGGAACAGCGUGGAUUUGUGAUUAAGGAACAUGUUCUUGAGUUCUUUUUAACGAUGAACCACUCCGAGGAAGCUGAUAAUCCUGUUCCGAAAUCUGUUUCAAAUCUCGUUGUUCACAUUGUUGAUACAUACGUCGAUCACCUUCAAGAUAUGGUGACUAAACUUGAGAUUGAGCUAGACUCUGUGGAGAUUAAACUCGACAAUGGUGGCUUUAUUUUGAAGAAACAAAUGCUAGAUGAUAGAAGAUUUCCUAAAAUGCAUCUUAAUCUGCAGCGUCUAUUACAGGUAAUUGCGCAUGGGGAACAAGUUUUUCCAAGAGUUAAAGAAAAAUGUUCAUCAAAAAGCUGGUUUGCUAGUGAGGACAUUAACUCCCUAGAAGAAUUAAUCGGACGACUGAGGAGGUUAAAAGAGAAUGUCGGGUUUAUAGCAAAUCGUGUAACAGCAAUUCAGGCAGGUCUAGAUAGCUGGCAAUCCGAGCAAAUAAACAAGAAACUGUAUUAUCUUUCAUUCCUUUCGAUUAUAUUCCUUCCGCUGUCUAUAAUUACUGGAGUGUUUGGCAUGAAUGUGGGAGGAGUUCCAUGGACAGGGCAGAAGAAUCCGGAGUUGGAAGAUGGCUUUCGUAAUGUAAUGUUUAUCUGUUUUGUGAUGCUAAUUCUCCUGCUCUUAUGCUUCCUUUUCCCUUCACUAUAUGCUCGUAUAGCUGCAUGGUGGAGGAACAGGGCAAUAAAAAAAAGCUGGACGCUCAACAGGAGGUCGUUUCUUAAGAGAACCCGUGUACAUGAAGAUAGAGGAGGUUACCUUCGCAUUUAAAAUAUUCCGAUGACAGGUUCUGUUGAUAAUUCUCUUUUAGCAGAAUAUGUCUUUCGUCCUAAGGAUACGAAAUGGAAACUGUUGUAUUUUUUCAUUCUGUUGAUAUAUGUCGGUGAUUUCUUGAUCACGGUUGGUUCUACAAAUUGUCAUUAUGAUCAUCCGCCCUGCCUGAGAAAUUUCUCACUGUCAUGAUUAGAGGUCAAGCUUCGUUCACAGUUUGUUGUCAUGUAAUCUUUUAUUUUUUGAUUUUUCUAGAAUUGAUCAACACAUUGUACAUAUUGUAACAGAUAUCAUUUUGAAUAUAUGUACCUUAAAUGUUUCUUUUUA
Messenger RNA from Mercurialis annua (annual mercury), 2100 nucleotides. RefSeq lists its product as uncharacterized. Bases 415 to 1773 code for a protein of 452 amino acids. The transcript has 5 exons. NCBI's taxonomy places the organism in Eukaryota, Viridiplantae, Streptophyta, Magnoliopsida, Malpighiales, Euphorbiaceae. Gene Ontology annotation, biological process: metal ion transport; transmembrane transport. Gene Ontology annotation, cellular component: membrane. Gene Ontology annotation, molecular function: metal ion transmembrane transporter activity. The record is from RefSeq and is a predicted model, not a curated record.